This is a messenger RNA of Salvelinus namaycush (lake trout), 1700 nucleotides long. Its product is annotated as multiple epidermal growth factor-like domains protein 11. NCBI's taxonomy places the organism in Eukaryota, Metazoa, Chordata, Actinopteri, Salmoniformes, Salmonidae. Gene Ontology annotation, molecular function: scavenger receptor activity. The annotation marks the transcript as partial. The record is from RefSeq and is a predicted model, not a curated record. The transcript is spliced from 12 exons.
GUGUGCACUGUGACAGUGUGUGUGUGGAGGGCCGAUGGGGCCCAGACUGCUCAUACUCCUGUACCUGUGAGAACGGAGGCUCCUGCUCACCGGAGGACGGGACGUGUGUGUGUGCCCCCGGAUACAGAGGCACCUCCUGCAGACGCAUCUGUUCUUCAGGGUUCUAUGGGCAGCGCUGCAGCCAGUCCUGUCCUCAGUGUAUCCAUAGCGACGGUCCCUGUCACCACAUCACAGGACACUGUGAGUGUCUGUCAGGAUUCUGUGGCUCUCUGUGUAACCAAGUGUGUCCCAGUGGCAGGUAUGGGAAGGGCUGUGCAGAGCUGUGUAUGUGUAGUAACAACGGGACCUGUAACCCCAUCGAUGGCUCCUGUCAGUGUUACCCAGGAUGGAUCGGAGAGGACUGCUCUAAGGUGUGUCCUCAGGGUGCGUGGGGUCCAGACUGCAUCCAUACCUGUAACUGUCACAACGGGGCUCAGUGCAUCGCUACAGACGGACAGUGUAGCUGCAGCGCAGGGUGGAGCGGACUGUACUGUACACAACGUUGUAGUUCAGGGUUCUUUGGUAUCGACUGCUCCGAGGUGUGUCGGUGUCAGAACGGAGCGGACUGCGACCACAUCACUGGUCAGUGCUCCUGUCGGACCGGAUUCAUCGGACACAGCUGUGAACUCAAGUGUCGUCCCGGUACGUUUGGCUACGGCUGUCAGCAGCUGUGUGUGUGUCUGAACAACGCCACCUGUGACUAUGUGACUGGGACCUGCUACUGCAGCAUCGGAUACAAAGGCAUCCGCUGUGACCAGGCUGCCCUGAUGAUGGAGGAGCUGAAUCCUUACACUAAGAUCAGCCCGGCCUUGGCAUCAGAGCGCCAGUCAGCGGGCGCUGUCAUGGGCAUCAUCUUCCUCCUCCUCUUCAUCAUGACCGUGUUGGGGGUGGUGGUGUGGUGGCGGCAUCAGCAGAGAGAGAAAGGAGGGCAACACAUCCCCAGUGUGUCCUACAGCCCUGCCCUGAGGAUCAGCAGCCAGGGUUACUCCCUCUCUGACUCAUCUCCUACCAACAGCAACGUCAGUCGUUGUUUCACUAACCCCUCCUACCACACUCUGGGAGCGUGUACCUACGCUGGCCACUACGCCAAGCCUGACAAGAAGACCAGAAGGGCCAAGGUGAAGGACAAGAGGUUAAACAGGAAUAGUGCUCCAGAGUGGACAGCCUACUAUAACCUUGAUGAACUGGGUGUGUACCGUGUAGACAGACGUUACAGCUCCUGCCAUGAACAGUACUACAGAGACUACAUGAAGGGUUCGCUGUCCAGCAGCUGCUCUCUGAACAGUGAGAACCCCUACGCCACCAUCAAUGACCCGCUGGCCGUGGCCUGUAAACACACAGAGAGCAGCUAUGUAGAGAUGAAGAGUCCUGUCCACCACGACAUGUCCUACUGCUCCUCUGCUAUAGUCACCACCACCACCAGCAAGAAUGUCUAUGACGUGGAACCCAAGGUGAGUGUUCUCCAGGGCUGUAAUGGUGUGGUGGUUCCCACGUACCCUCAGAACCCGUACGACCUCCCCAGGAACAGCCACAUCCCCAGCCACUACGACCUGCUGCCCCUGAGACACAGCCAGAGCUACAGCCCUACACACAGCCAGAGCCACAGCCACCAGAGCCACAGCCCACCCCUGCCCGGCAGCCCUACCAGCUCCCUGCUAUAG